Messenger RNA from Panthera uncia (snow leopard), 3777 nucleotides. RefSeq names its product TBC1 domain family member 31 (gene TBC1D31). The record is from RefSeq and is a predicted model, not a curated record. Gene Ontology annotation, cellular component: centrosome. NCBI's taxonomy places the organism in Eukaryota, Metazoa, Chordata, Mammalia, Carnivora, Felidae. The transcript is spliced from 22 exons. Gene Ontology annotation, molecular function: protein binding. The coding region runs from base 298 to 3498 and encodes 1066 amino acids.
GGGCCCCGGCGCUGGUGGGGUGAACCUCUAAAAGGGGCGGAAUCUAAGAGAAGGUCGUUGGCCGGUUCCGUCGUCCAGAGCGGCAGGGGUCGCUUGGGCGGAGUUGGGAGGAAACGCGCCUCCAUAUUGGCUGGGAAUAAAAAGGGCGGUGUUUAGCGCUGGGUUGGUCGGGUGGCGGGGAUCCAGGACGCCAGGGCCAGAGCUCAAAUUUCCCGGGCCGGGAGCGCGGGGCCUGCUGGGAAGGCGCCGGGUCGGUUGUGUAUCGGGCGGGCGGCGGCGGCCGCGGGGGGCUUCGCCAUGCAGAGCACAGACCUGGGCAACAAGGAGAGCGGCAAGUUGUGGCACCGCAAGCCCUCCCCGGCCGCUCGGGACGGAAUUAUAGUGAACAUCAUUCACAGCUCUUCUGAUUACCUUCCCAAAGUCUUGCGAUUUUUGAACGUGGCUUUUGAUAGCUCAGGUGAUUGCUUAAUUGCCGGGGACCAUCAAGGAAAUAUCUAUGUUUUUGACUUGUAUGGAAACAGGUUUAAUCUUGUUCAGCGAACGGCACAAGCUUGCACAGCUCUGGCCUUUAAUCUCCGUAGGAAGUCUGAGUUCCUUGUGGCGUUAGCUGAUUACUCUAUUAAAUGUUUCGAUUCAGUUACCAAGGAGCUAGUUAGCUGGAUGAGAGGACACGAAUCAUCAGUAUUUUCGAUCUCUGUGCACGCAUCAGGGAGAUAUGCCAUCACUACUUCUUCUGAUACGGCACAGCUGUGGGACUUGGACACCUUUCAGAGAAAAAGAAAGCUGAAUAUUCUACAGUCUGUGGGAAUACAGAAGGUUUUCUUUUUACCAUUAAGUAAUACCAUCCUCAGCUGUUUUAAAGAUAAUUCCAUCUUCGCCUGGGAAUGUGAUACUCUUUCUUGCAAAUAUCAACUGCCAGCUCCACCUGAAAGCUCUAGUAUAUUAUACAAAGUGUUUGCCGUGACCAGAGAUGGUCGAAUCCUGGCUGCUGGGGGUAAAUCAAAUCACCUUCACUUGUGGUGCUUGGAAGCUAAACAGCUAUUUAGAAUUAUUCAGAUGCCUACUAAAGUUCGAGCCAUUCGCCAUCUAGAAUUUCUUCCUGAUAGUUUUGAUGCUGGUUCUAAUCAGGUUCUUGGAGUGCUAAGUCAAGAUGGUAUCAUGAGAUUUGUUAAUAUACAGACUUGCAAACUUCUCUUUGAAAUCGGGAGCCUUGAUGAAGGAAUUAGCUCAUCAGUAAUUAGCCCACAUGGACGGUACAUUGCAUCCAUUAUGGAAAAUGGAAGUCUGAACAUAUAUUCAGUUCAAGCUCUAACACAAGAAAUAAAUAAGCCACCUCCUCCCUUAGUGAAAGUGAUUGAAGAUUUGCCUAAGAGUAAACUGAAUUCUGGUGGCCUUAAGAUGAAAGUCACAUCAGGAAGAGUUCAGCGGCCAGCAAAAUCAAGGGAAAACAAAAUACAAGCCAGAAUAUUAAAACAAGACCUGACUGGUAAUUUUGAAAAUAAAGAGAAUGAGGUGUCAGAUGGAUUAAACAAAAAGCGUUUACAAAUCUUAUUAAAAGGCUAUGGUGAAUAUCCAGCGAAAUACAGAAUGUUCAUUUGGCGCUCUCUGCUACAACUACCUGAAAAUCAUACUGCAUUUAGUAGCCUGGUGGAUAAAGGUGUUCACGUGGCAUUUCUCAACCUUCAGAAGAAAUACCCCAUCAAAAGUAGGAAACUACUCAGAGUAUUACAGAGAACGCUCUCCGCAUUAGCUCACUGGUCUGCCAUCUUUAGCGACACACCGUAUCUUCCACUCUUGGCAUUUCCGUUUGUAAAAUUAUUCCAGAACAACCAACUCAUCUGUUUUGAAGUUGUUGCUACUCUCAUAAUCAAUUGGUGUCAACACUGGUUUGAAUAUUUUCCUAAUCCUCCUAUCAAUAUUCUCAGUAUGAUAGAAAAUGUUCUGGCAUUUCACGACAAAGAACUACUGCAGCAUUUCAUAGAUCAUGAUAUAACUUCCCAGCUGUAUGCAUGGCCUCUUCUUGAAACCGUUUUUUCAGAAGUACUAACAAGAGAGGAGUGGCUAAAAUUAUUUGAUAAUAUCUUUUCCAACCAUCCUUCAUUCCUCCUGAUGACUGUCGUGGCUUACAACACAUGUUCCAGGGCUCCUCUGCUCAACUGCAGUCUCAGAGAUGAUUUUGAGUAUUUUUUUCAUCAUCGGAAUAACCUGGAUAUAAGUGUUGUGAUUAGAGAAGUUUAUCAUCUCAUGGAUACCACUCCUACCGAUAUUCAUCCGAACGGCAAGCUUGAUGCUUUUGUGGCGUUGACGAAAGGGCAAUAUCCAGUAUUUAACCAGUAUCCAAAGUUUAUUGUGGACUAUCAGACACAGGAGCGAGAACGAAUAAGGAAUGAUGAGUUGGACUUCUUAAGGGAGAGGCAGAUGGUUGAAGAUAUGCAAGCUGAAGUAGACCAGCAAAGAGUUGAAGAUGAAGCUUGGUACCAAAAACAAGAACUACUUCGUAAAGCUGAGGAGACAAGGAGAGAAAUGCUCUUACAGGAGGAGGAGAAGAUGGUACAGCAGAGACAGAGACUAGCUUCUGUGAAAAGAGAGCUGAGAGCGAAGGAAAUGCACUUACAAGAUGCUACAAGAAGGCGCUUUCUGAAGCUUCAGCAAGAUCAGUGUGAAAUGGAACUAAGAAGACUGAACGAUGAAAUCGAGAGAAAGGUACAUAUGAGAGAUCAAGAAAUUGCUACUACAGCGAAAGACCUAGAAAUGAGACAUCUGGAACUGGAAUCACAGAAAAGACUUUAUGAGAAGAAUCUUAUUAGAAAUCAGGAAGCUGUUGCAAAAGAAAUGAGAGAAGAUGCAGAUACCUAUAGACGAAAAGUGGAUCUUGAAGAACACAUGUUCCAUAAACUGAUAGAAGCAGGUCAAACUCAGAACCAAAAAACUCAGAAGUUAAUUGAAGAAAAUUUGGCAGAAGCUGAACAAGCAUGUCUAAAUGCCGACUGGCGAAUUCAAGCUUUACAUAAACAAAGAUGUGAUGAUCUACAGCGGAACGCAUGUUACCAGGAAGUGGCCAAACUCCUUCGGGAAAACAGAAGGAAAGAAACAGAAGUAUUGAAUGCAAUGGUGGGGGAGGGAGCUAAAAAGUGGGAAGAAGCUAAAGAAAAAGACUUUCAUCUGAAGUCAGAAAAGAAAGCUUCAGCUCUCUCAGAUGCAUCUCGAAAGUGGUUUCUGGAGAAAGAGCUAGAUGAUGCUUUAGAACAUGCUGAACAUCCGUAUAAUACAGUGCCCAGAUGCCAAAGUGGACAGGCUGCCUCAGGCUAUGUGCCUAGAACCUCACAAUUAAAGGACAGUUCUGAAGUGGAUUCCUCAACACACAUUUCUUUAAAUCGAAGAAGAGUACAAUGGGACACCAUGGAACAGGAUCUUAUGGAGAGAGUGAGAAAUCUUCGCCAGAGGCUCACGGCCCAGGCUCGUAACAGAUGCCGAACACCUCAUCUUUUGGCCACGUAGGAAGCUGGUCACCUUGAGGUGGAGAGAGAGAAACCUACUUGGCAAUCAGUGGCACUGAUUUUUACAUUAUUUAUUUUAUAUCCCUACAGAAAUCAACUUUUUGUAUAGAAAAAUGUAUGUAUAAAAAUUAUGUGGACUAUUUCAUUCUGAUGCUUUUGGGCUUGUAAAUGUCUUCUUGUACUUUUCAUAAUAAAAUUUGUGAAGCUAUUAAAGCUCGUAUUAGGAUCUUUCAGGUCACAAGGACCAGCAUAAACCUCUAACUUUAGUUGAUGAGAGUUU